UGACUGACGAUGACGUCAAACAGGCGGGAUAUCCGCAUUAGUAAGCUAGCUAAUAACAUGGCGAAGACUUACGACUACUUGUUUAAACUACUUUUAAUCGGUGAUUCCGGGGUCGGGAAGACGUGUGUGCUUUUCAGAUUCUCAGAGGACGCCUUCAACUCUACGUUUAUCUCCACUAUAGGUAUUGACUUCAAGAUAAGAACAAUAGAAUUAGAUGGCAAGAAGAUUAAGCUACAGAUAUGGGAUACAGCGGGACAGGAGAGGUUCAGGACCAUCACAACAGCCUACUACAGAGGAGCCAUGGGCAUCAUGCUCGUGUACGACAUCACCAACGAGAAGUCCUUUGACAACAUCAAGAACUGGAUACGAAACAUAGAGGAGCACGCCUCUGCAGAUGUGGAGAGGAUGGUCCUUGGGAACAAAUGUGACGUCAAUGAAAAGCGUCAGGUGUCCAGAGAAAGAGGAGAGAAGCUGGCUUUAGAGUAUGGUAUCAAGUUCAUGGAGACCAGUGCAAAGGCCAACAUCAACGUGGAGAACGCUUUCCUAUCCCUGGCCAGAGAUAUCAAAGCCAAGAUGGACAAGAAGCUGGAAGGCAACAGCCCACAAGGCAGCAGUCAAGGAGUCAAGAUUACAGAACAGCCCAAGAAAAGUAGUUUCUUCCGCUGCUCGCUCCUGUGAAGGAAGCGCGCUGUGUCUGCAUCCACCAUCGCCUUAACUUUUGUCCACCACUGGACACAACUGGACAAAAAAUGUCUUAACUUGUCUUCCUCCCACUCAGCUGGCUGUCCUGUGUUGCCUUUGUUCAGCAGUUGUUCUGUUACAUCCAUAUCUCCUGUAUGGUGCUCACCUCCAUUUUAUUCUUUUUUUUUUAACUCCCAACGCGCUUAGCUUUACCUUACUCAGCAUCUUUUAGCAGCCCAAAGUCAGCUCAUCUACUCUUUAGUACAGCCCUCUAUGUGGACAAGCUGUCCACAUCCGUGUAGACGACCUGUCCACAUGGAGGUGGCAUCAGCAUGGCUUCAUCAUACUAAAAAGUGAUUUCUAUGCAGGAUGUGCUUUCCCUCCAUUAUCAUCAUCAUCUUCCAAAGCACAAGAUAAGAUGGCGUGUGAAAGGAAAGCAUGGCAGUAUUAAGACGUUUGUCUUUUGAAGAAAGCUUUAUUGUCAUUAUAGCCAACCAAAUGACCAACCUUUAGUCAUCCUCUGUGAUCAGCCAUUCUUUCGUCCCAAGUAAAUGUCCACUGAAAGGGCUUCCACUGUACACGUCCAAUCACAUCAUUUCAGCAAAGUGCUGCCUCGGUGGUUGCAGUUCCCAUGUGCAACAAAUGCAAUUAAUGUAUAGAAAGACUGGGGCUCAUACGCCUUUGGAGUUCCAUUGAUGGUGUGUGGAAUAUUGAUCCAGCCUUGGACGGCCUGUAGCAGUAGAAGACAUCUGCCCCAAAAUGACUUAAGUGGCCUUUUAUCUUCUUUCUAUUGAUCAUGCACUUUUUCAUCAUGACCAAAUCUGUGUUUGCCGAAAGUCCACCGUCAUGCAUGCUUUCCACAGCGGAGCACUGAAAUGAAGAUGAAGAUGGCGUGUUGAAGCUUUCCCUCAGCGGGUGGGUGAAACGCCGCCGUCUGAACCCUGCAUUGGGGAUGCAUGUUGGCUUUCUUUCACAUUCUUGUCAUUCCAAAUGUGAUCACAUCACCUCCUCUUGUUGUAAAGCUGUGGAUGGAAAUGGACUUCUAGAUGUUUUCCAUCAUUCCAGCAAUUGUAAAUAAGAUCUACUUUCAUAAAUCGUAUUGACUACACACUUGCUGUAGCUCAUGUGGUUGAUUUAUUAAAUGAUGGGAUUAAAAAUGUUACAAGUG
Doryrhamphus excisus (bluestripe pipefish) is the source of this 1849-nucleotide messenger RNA. Its product is annotated as ras-related protein Rab-8A. NCBI's taxonomy places the organism in Eukaryota, Metazoa, Chordata, Actinopteri, Syngnathiformes, Syngnathidae. Gene Ontology annotation, molecular function: GTP binding; GTPase activity. The record is from RefSeq and is a predicted model, not a curated record.